Molecule: messenger RNA, 847 nt
Organism: Lagopus leucura (white-tailed ptarmigan)
Lineage: Eukaryota; Metazoa; Chordata; Aves; Galliformes; Phasianidae
Product: galactose-3-O-sulfotransferase 4-like
Biological process (GO): glycolipid biosynthetic process
Cellular component (GO): membrane
Molecular function (GO): galactosylceramide sulfotransferase activity
Source: RefSeq, a predicted model, not a curated record
CAGGUCCGCCGCGUGAUGCCCCCCGACAGCUUCUACUUCUCCAUCGCCCGCGAUCCGGCCACGGCGGCCGAGUCGGCCUUUUCCUACUACCGCGCCGCCGUCCCGGCCUUCCGCCGCGCUCCGUCGCGCUCCGCCUUCCUCCUCUCCCCAUCCCUCUACUACCGACCCGGCCUCAAAGGCAACCACUACGCCCGCAACCUCCUUUGGUUCGACUUCGGCCUCCCCGCCGUCUCCCCGUCCAACGGCACGGCGGUGACGGCGGCCAUCGAGGCCCUGGACGACGUUUUCGCUUUGGUCCUGUUGGCCGAAUACUUUGACGAGUCGCUGGUGCUGCUCCGCCACGCUCUCUGUUGGCCCCGCGAUGCCGUCGUGGCCUUUCCCCAAAACGGCCGAGCCAAAAACGCCGUCCGCCCUUUAUCCGCCCAGGAAACGGAGAGGCUGCGGGAAUGGAACGCCUUGGAUUGGGCCCUUUACGUCCAUUUCAACCGUUCCUUUUGGAGGAAGGUGGCGGAGUUCGGCCCGCAGAGGAUGAGGGAGGAAGUGGAGCGGCUCCGCAAGCGACGCGACGCGUUGGCGAGGCGUUGUUUGAGGGGGGGGGGGACCCCUACCGGGACCCUCAUCACCGAUGGGAAGCUGAAACCUUUCCAACCCGGUCGUGGGGCGGCCGCCGUCGUCGGUUACGCUCUCAGAGCGGAUUUGGGGCCGGGGGAGAGGGAGAGGUGCGAGAGGAUGGCGACCCCCGAGCUGCAGUACAAGGACCGGCUGGAGAGGAAGCAGUUUGGGGGCAAUGGGACCGCGGGGUAGGGCCGGGCCAUGGGGACCCCAUGGGGAGAUGUGGGGCUCGUGC